Messenger RNA from Galeopterus variegatus (Sunda flying lemur), 1813 nucleotides. Its product is annotated as interferon-inducible GTPase 1-like. Gene Ontology annotation, cellular component: endoplasmic reticulum membrane. The record is from RefSeq and is a predicted model, not a curated record. The coding region runs from base 1 to 1296 and encodes 431 amino acids. The transcript has a single exon. Gene Ontology annotation, biological process: cellular response to interferon-beta; defense response. Gene Ontology annotation, molecular function: GTPase activity; GTP binding. NCBI's taxonomy places the organism in Eukaryota, Metazoa, Chordata, Mammalia, Dermoptera, Cynocephalidae.
AUGGGUCAACGUUCCUCUGCUACACCUCAUGAUGGACAACACCAAGAUUCGUCCUUUGGCCUGAAUGCAUAUAUUAAGAACCUGAAGAUAGAAAACAAAAUCAUUUCUCAGGAAACCAUAAAUUUGAUCGAUUUACACUUGACAAAAGGAAACAUUCAGGGGGUAAACUCUGUAAUCAAUGAUGCAUUAAAAGGAAUUGAUAAUGUCCAACUCAACAUUGCUGUGACAGGGGAGUGUGGAUCAGGAAAGUCCAGUUUCAUCAAUGCCCUGAGAGAGGUUGGACCCGAAGAAGAAGAUGCAGCCCCCACUGGAGUGGUGGAGACGACCAUGGAGAGAACUCCAUACAAACACCAAAAAUUUCACAAUGUGACAUUAUGGGACCUGCCUGGGUAUGGAACCUGUAAUUUUCAGCCAAAAGAUUAUCUAAGGAAAGUAAAAUUUGGAGAAUAUGACUUCUUUAUUAUUGUUUCUGCUACACGCUUCAAGCAAAAUGACAUAGAAUUGGCCCAAAUGAUCAGAAUUAUGAAGAAGAAUUUCUACUUUGUGAGAACCAAGGUAGACUUUGAUUUAAAAAAUGAACAGGAAAGUAAACCAACUACCUUUGAUAGAGAAAAAGUUCUGCAACAGAUCCGAAACUACGGUCUGCAUAAUUUUAUGAAAAAUGAGAUUAAUAAACCACAAAUCUUCUUAAUCUCCAGCAAAGAUUUAUCUGACUAUGAUUUUCCAAUCCUCACGGACACCCUAUUAAAGGAUCUUCCGAUUCAAAAGCGCCACAUUUUUAUGCUUUCCCUGCCUAGUAUUACUGAGGGAGCCAUUGAAAGAAAGAGGGAUUCUCUGAAGCAGAUGAUCUGGCUAAAAGCCUUGAAAGCUGGAGCAUUGGCCACCUUUCCUUUAGUGGGCAUCAUCAUUGACAGUGACAUAGACAAGCUGAAGGAGAGCUUAAAGCAAUAUCAAGUCUUCUUUGGAGUGGACGAUGCAUCCCUGCAGAGUUUGGCUAAAGAUUUUCAAGUGCCUGUGAAACAACUCAAUGCAAUCAUUAAAUCUCCUCAUUUGUUGGAAAAUAAGAAGGAAGAAUCAAUAGGUGAAACACUUUUGAAAUAUUUUGAGAUAUUCUGUUCGGCUAAUGGAGGUCUCCUUGCUACAGGUCUUUACUUUAGAAAAAUGUACUACUUGCAACUUUAUUUCCUUGAUAUUGUGACCGAUGAUGCUAAAGUUCUUCUUAAAGAGGUAUACUCAAGAAAUGGGUUGACUUCCCAUAGAUUAGAAUCCUCUGGAUGUCAAAAUCCAAAUUCAUGAGGGAAAAAUAGCACUGCAGAGUCCCUAAAGGAUCUACUGAGUUUAUUAAAGCCAAUACAGCCUUCGACUCAUACUUUUGGAUUGCAUAUCCUUGUUAGCUGGGCCAAGGGCAUGUAAUAUCCUUGAAUAGAUCCCAUGGGCAGGGAGCUAAAUACCAUUCAUCCACUUCCAAUAAACCACCACAUCAGAUGACUUUACUUUUGUCAUAAAUUUAUUUAAUAUAGCUGUUGCCUUGGCAUCUGCUUCUAGGCCUGACAUAAGUUGUUUGAAACCCAGUUGUACCACACCACCAUGGGCCUAGUUAAAACUUCCCUUCCCUGUGUGGUUGUUUGUGAUAUAGCCUGCUUGUUCUUCACCUCACUGACCCAAACUCAACACACCCCAUAGCUAGUGACCAUGAUAAAACCUUGCGGUCAACACAAGAGUCAUAUUAGUAAGUUUCCCUCUUCUCACAUAUUUUCUUUGAACUAGCCAAUCUGUAACCCCCAUAGGAAAGCCUAAGGAAUUAUGCCCAUGU